GCACGCUUCAAAUCUAUGAAGGGGAUGAAUAGUAUGUCUGAUCUGUGGCUAAAAGGAUUAUUUCAACACUUAAAAACAAGGAGAAUUUGAAUUUAAAGCAAAAAAAAGCCAGAGGUUUUGCUCUAAAACUUUGACAGAUGCGUAGGGCCUGAACAUCGUUCGAAAACGAUCGGUUAUUCUUUUGUUUAUGUCGUGCGAAGGUGUACACUAUUCGGUCAUUUCACGAACGAAUUGUACAUAUUCAGUGCUUUGUUAAAUUAUCGUCGCUUUGCUAUUUUGUUUUAUUUUAUUGCCUAAUUUCUUUAGCCUCGGGUAAAAAAACAAAACUUGGCGCGUUUAUGGACUGUAUUCAACGUUUGUAAAAUUUUGAAGUUGUUUGAAAAUCAACCCACUUUCUUCAUUUCCGUUGUUUGUGCGUUCGUUUAAGCACAGAACGAUUACUACCGCUGUUAGACGACGAUUCAAAAUGACAUCAAGCACAGGAAGCUGUCAUGGGACUCGCUAUGGUGUUGUAGUUUGCGAUAACCACGAAAAGUGGGGUGGCGCGUCAUCGAUAGGAAAGCGAUAUGUCGACAUCUUCAAAAGCAAGAAUGAGGACGAGGAUUGGCAUAUUUUCGCUGCUAUUGAAGGCGAAGUACCUUCCAAAGAGGAUUUGGAUACAUUUGACGCCUUUUUUAUCACGGGAAGUCCCCAUUCUGCAAACGAUGAUAUCAAGUGGAUCAAUGAUUUGAAGGAAUUUAUUUCUUCUUCAGUGAAUUCAUCCAAGGUUCGCAUCGUAGGUGUUUGCUUCGGCCAUCAAUUAAUUGGAGCCGCUCUGGGUGGUAAAGUCACGGUAAAUCCAUCGCAAAAAUUCGUCCUGCAGAGCGAAGAAGUCAAAACAGAUAAGAAUUUUCGAGGAAAUAAAGCAAUAAAGGAACUAAUCGAAAGCCUUAAUGGUCCUCUUCGCUUGUUGGAGUGCCAUGGUGAAUGUGUAGCGACUCUACCCCCCGGAGCUACAAAUCUGGCUGAAUCAGCAACCUGCCAUCAUGAAAUGAUCCAAUUUACUGAGAACAUUUUUGGGAUCCAAGCGCAUCCAGAAUUUACUGUGCAAGAUUAUAAAGAUCAUCUGAUUCCUGAUUUGUUCCGUAAAGGCAGACUCGACGAGAAUGGAAAGAAACUUUGCGAGGAGUCUCUUCUUCUACCUCUUGAUUCAUCCAAGAUGGCGGCUGCCUUGAAGAAGUUUCUCUCUAAAGGGGAUUCUUAACAUGUUGGUGACAGAGCUCUGCAAAUCGAGAGAAAAUGAUUGCAUAGUCAGCCAUUUUUGUGGUGUAGGCAAUAGAAUAUUGCUGCAAACAUCUUUAAAGGGGACUAAGGUACAUGUAUGUGAACUAUCAGGAGUGAAUGUAAAUUUCUCGACACAUUUUGAAAAUUCUAAUCAGGAUCUGAAAAGUAAAUCAUCAGCAAAAGAUCGAACAUGUAUUUUUGAAUCCAGGGGUUAAGGUUCUGUAGUUAAGUAUGUGGGCUACUUGGAACAUUUCUGUAAGGGUAAGUACAAUAUGUAAAUCACACUUUUGGACCACUUCCUUCCGAAACGACUACUGUGGUUUUAACAAGAAAGAAAUUGUUCCCUUGUUUAAUGUUUUACGACUUUUCUAAUUUAACCAGCCUGUUGUGUGAUGCUGGCCAGGAUUGGGUUUUUUUUUUUCACUUGCUGUACAGUACUACUUUACAAUGUAUUAAGUGACAUUCUAGCUAGGUAUGUCACGCACGUGUUAGCCCUCGGUUUUUGUUUUUAUUUUUUUGUUUUGUUUCUUUUUUUACUGUGCUCCAAACCAAUUGAAUUCCACCUCUGGUUUUUUUACUUGGCAAGGUUCCUUAUGCAAUUUUCAACCACAAUGAAAAAUUAUUUAGCUUUGAGUAGGCCUCAGUGCAUAUAGUGACAGUGAAAAUGGAUCUAGAGAAGUUAAAUAAAGUGGAUUGGGUUUUUCGAACCCCAAACAAAAUAUUUAAAAGGAGCUAACAACACACUUGGACCUUGUGAGCUAGACAUCUCUGGGACAUUCAUCCUAAACUAGCUUGGAUUAAUUGAAAGUACUCAGAGUGUCAACUUGGCUGAUUGGUCUGAUGUACAUCACUCACUGGGUUAUACUUUGUGCUUACCUCGGCAAUUUCAAGUUUUUAAAGUUAUGAUGCUAGUCCAAGAUUUUUUGAUAAUCGUAGUAUUGAUAGUGUAGUAUUUUAAUUAUUUUGAGUCUUCCAGAGUGUUCCUGGAUUUAGUUCAUUGUGAGUGCAGACCAGCAGUCUGGUACUGACUAAGAAUUUCAACAAUUUUAGAUGUGGUGUUGGGAGUAUGGAGUAUUGUCAAGGGUAUGGGUGUGUGUGUGUGUGUGUGUUUGUGUGGCUUUUUUUUUAUAAAGCUUCAGUAGAAUUAUUCAAGACUAGGCUAAAGUGCCAGUAAUUCAAUCAAUACUUUGGUAGAUUAUCAACAGUAGAUUUAGACCUAUUGUCAUUCAAAGGGUGUAAACAUAAAAUAUCGUAAGGGUGAAAGUGUAGGUACUGAGCUGGCAAAUAUUUUUCAAUCCUCAGUCUUUAAUCAGGUGUUGGGUAUUUUUCUAAUAAAUAUUCCAAGACAACAAGCCUCUAUUUUGAUAAAGUGCUAACUUAAUAAAAGUUUCUCAUCAA
Molecule: messenger RNA, 2661 nt
Organism: Stylophora pistillata
Lineage: Eukaryota; Metazoa; Cnidaria; Anthozoa; Scleractinia; Pocilloporidae
Cellular component (GO): cytosol
Source: RefSeq, a predicted model, not a curated record